AUGUCACAAGUAGUGUCGUCAAAGGUAGACAGCUAUGACAUACCCAAUAAUAUUCCAUCUCAAACUGGCGUGGAACAAAUUUGGCCCCAAUGUCACACCGAUGCGCAUGCGUUAUGGGAGAAAACAUACAGACUCGUUGGAUUAGGCUUCCACCUGGUAAAUGCGGAUGGAUCAUGCUUAUAUGGAGCACAGACGUCACACAAUGUACAGUCAGUGACGCAUGCGGAGCUGGAUGAUAUCACUUGGGCAAUGGAAAAUGCAAGCGACAUAGGACAUACCUCCAUACAUCUGUUAUCUCCAAGUGUUUGA
Molecule: messenger RNA, 309 nt
Organism: Microthlaspi erraticum
Lineage: Eukaryota; Viridiplantae; Streptophyta; Magnoliopsida; Brassicales; Brassicaceae
Source: the annotation of a GenBank genome assembly